This is a messenger RNA of Gryllus bimaculatus (two-spotted cricket), 6054 nucleotides long. The record is from the annotation of a GenBank genome assembly. Lineage: Eukaryota; Metazoa; Arthropoda; Insecta; Orthoptera; Gryllidae.
UUGGUGAACCUGAUUAAGACAGAAUGCCACAGUAUCUACACAAACGUGAACCUUGCAGCAGUUUGCAGUUUGCUGUGGAUUGCUGCUAUAGGUGCAGAGGUUUGAAGUAGGGUAGCAGGAGUGGACAGGAGGCGUUGUGGGCAUUUGUGUGUUGGUUGGUGUGAGUUGGAAUAAGGUUGCGAAGUUGUGAACGUUGCAUGUGACCUACUGGCCUCAGGGGUUGUAUGAUUGUAGUAAAACCCAUUCAUGCUCUCUCACAUGAUACGUUUCUAAUUAUAACGUAGUGAUUAUUGCUUUCUACACGCUGGCCAAACGAGGUCGUUCUGCGGCACGAGUGGCACAACUUACUACACUACCAUGGCGUAAAGUGCUUAUUUGCCGCAAAUAUUUUAAAUGGGAAUAAAUAACUUGAAACAUGCCCUACUGAGGCGAAACCUCUGAUAUUGCUAUUGCGGCUUCAUGGACGUGUGUUGAUCAAGAAAUUUAAUAACACUAAUUACGUUAAACGCUAAAAGGAUUGACAAUGGAAAUGCGAUAUUUGACGAAUGAACAUCUGGCAGGGUUCGAAAACUAUAAGUACAGUGCUCUGGAUACAAGCCCUCUCAGUAUUUAUGUGAUGCACCCAUUUUGGAAUAAAGUUGUUCUGUGGUGUCCAAAAUGGAUUGCACCUAACGUGCUCACCUUCGUGGGGUUUCUCUUCACAGUUUUCAAUUUUAUUUUGUUUUCAUACUACGAUUAUUACUUCUACGCAUCAAGUCUUGACCAUUCAGAAAUCCCUCCAAUACCAAGAUGGGUUUGGUUAGCAGCAGCUAUUAACAUAUUUCUCGCCUAUACCUUAGAUGGAGUUGAUGGGAAACAAGCCCGACGAACACAGACAAGUGGACCUCUUGGGGAAUUAUUUGAUCAUGGGUUAGAUUCAUGGACAGCUGUUCUGAUUCCUACGUGCAUGUAUUCGAUUUUUGGACGUACAACACAGGGAAUUUCAGCCAUGAGAUUUUACUUCUGUCUCUGGAAUGUGUUUAUCAACUUCCAUCUUUCUCACUGGGAAAAAUACAACACUGGUGUAUUGUUCCUGCCCUGGGGUUAUGAUGCUUCAAUGCUAGUUGCCAUUAUUAUAUUCCUUAUGACCUCCAUUUGUGGCCACAAGUUUUGGACAUUUAGGCUUCCUGGAGAUUUAUCAGCAGGGCAAAUGUUUGAAUUGACAUUUUAUAUUUGUGCUUUGGCAUCAAACUUGCCUAUGUGUAUAUGGAACUGCCGACUCAUAGUGUCACAGAUGUCAUCUACACGAUGUGAAAUUGUGAACUGGUUAUUGGUUCCUAUGGCUGUGACAGUGGUUUUGUCCAUAAGUCUACCAUCUACAGCACCGUACCUUGAACUGGCGUUGCUGUAUAUUCUAACCACACUUGCAACUAUUGCUCAUAUUCAUUAUGGAACUUGUGUGGUGAGGCAAAUGUGCAAACAUUUCCGAAUUGAUUGUUUCCGCAUUAGAAACCAUGGCGAUUGACUACUAGCUGACAACACGUGUUAAAUGCAGACACAGAGAGAAUUGCACCAUGGCUAGAGAGUGGAUGUAAUGCAAAGACAGCUUAUCCACUUCAUAAAAAUAAGGGUGCUAACAGACCUACCCUCAGCACAACAGGUAAUGUUUGUUAAUUUAUUUCCUUCAAUUUUCUUCAUCAAGAGACUUCUUCACCUUGAUCAUGAAGAGAAUGGAUGAGAAGAAAAUUGUCAUUUCUAUUUUUGAAUUCGUCAGUGAAGUCUUCAUUCCCCUGAGUUUUGCUGCCUACAUCGAAAAGAAGAGUGUGAAUGUAUCAGUGAUUUUUUGGCUUCAAGCAUUCUCUACAGAGCGGUGUAAAUGUAUAACGUAUCUUAUAUCUGAACUAAAAAAAUUGUGAACAUCACAUUCUAUGCAUUUUUAAGUUUAAGUAAUUGUGACCAACUGUUUCAAAUGUGUAUAAAACAUUGAUGUUUUCUGUUCAUGUCUUUUUUAAACAUUCCUUAUACUGUGAAUUUUACUUGCUCCUUUACAAAGUGCAAGAUAUAUAUUUAUUUGUUCAUAAACAAUUAUUGUAAUUUCAUUAUAUCAUUUUAUUUUAAUGGUUCAAGUUUUAUUUGCAGUAAACAAUCCAUUCUCAAACUUGCCAGUGUAGAUUCAAUUUUGUUUAAAAGUUAAUGUUACAAAACUAUCCAUUUUGCUUUUUUACACAUUACGUUCUAAACUCGGUUCUUUAGAGCAAAAGUAAUUAAUGGAUAGAAGCAACAGAAAAUAUACCCUUCAGAACAUGUGAUUUUUAUUGAGAUUCACUCUCUCAAUGUUACAAGCUGAGUAUACUUGUGAAGUACAAAAUUGUACACGUUUUAUAAAAUUGAUAGACAGAUGAUCAGAAUUUAGAAACUGCAAACUGGAUGCUUCCAUGUUGAAGAUUGAAGAAAACUUCACGUAUACAGAAGCGAAAUAUUUUUUUUACAGUCAUCUCAACUGGGCAAGUUCUGAAGCAAUGUUUAUUUUGUCUUAAAAGUAUGUUAAUUGUCUUAUAAGUUAAAUGUUAGUUUCUUAAAAGUAUAAAUUCAUGAAAAGCUGUAGAAGUAUUCUGUUAGUUCAUUUAUAAGGUUUCUAUUUCUUAAGUUUUCAUUUUUGUAUUCCAGGGAAUAUGCUGUUGUAAGAAGAUUUUUAAUGUUCUUGAUGCUUGUUUGUAACUACAAAGUAAAUAGCUUGAACUGCAACGUUUUUUGUUUGUGCUGUGAGGUUAAUUUGUCAUCAAUUUGGUACGUUCUCUCCGGUUCUGUUACACGUGUUGUCAUGUGUGUUACUAGGGUUUUUUUUUGCUUUAAUGUUCAUUGUACAAAAUAUUAGUAGUUAAUCUGAACAAUACUUGGAAUUGUAUUUCAUGUUUUGUUAACUAGUAUGUAUUUUAUGUGAAGUGUUUCACCUUGAUGUUUCAAAAGCAUGUAAUGCACAUGCAGUAUUUGUUUUAGCUAGUAAGUUAAAUUUCCAUGACUUUAAGGAAGACAUUUGUGUAAUUAUGCUCAUGAUCAGCAUAUUUAUUUGUUUAUACAGUGGUUUUCAUUUUAAAGAGCGAGAGGAUAUUAAUUAAUUGAACCAUAUGUUUUUCCCUACAACAACUUGCAACUUUGAAAGUUUUUGUGUAAGCCAUCAUGUGCAUGUUAUUACCAAUCAAAAUGGGAAAUGUGGCAAACACAUUUUGUGCAACAUUGUGUGCCUUUUCUCAGAAAGUAUCUCAAGUAUUGUAAACUACAUAGCAUAUCAAUAAGGAAGCCUAAAGUGACAUCUUUGGCCAUUGGAGGUUCUAUUUUAUGUAACAAUUUUGUUUUGGCUCAAAAUUGUUUGUUACGAAAUUUGUGCCAUAAUUUGCUUUGUAAGCCUUCAUGGCAUUGUAAGAAAAUGUAGUCUAUAUUUGAUUCUGUGUUAUGUUUUAAUAAUCUUAUUUUCUUUGUUACACCACAAGCUGUAAUGUUAUCUCAUGGUAUUGAUGCUAAUUUUUAAAGAAUAAUAUUGUUAGAAAUUGUGCAACUUCUGAUCAAUUUCUUGUUUUAUAAGAUAGAAGCAAUAAUUUGUUAAAAGAUGUUCCAUGUGUUAAUUUUAGGAUGAUGUGGAGGAGUGAAACAGUGGAGUACAAUACAAAUUCUUGUGGUGUAAUAAGAAAAUGAUAGAGAGAGGUAAUUUUGUGUAAUUUUCAGAACUUAGAAAUGAAAGACAAAAUAGAGAAAGGUUUGUGAAAUCUUUUUUUUGAAUUAAAUGUUCUCAGGAACAUUGUCUUUCAAAAGUACAAGCAAGUAAAUAUUGAAGUAGAACAGAGAGAUAUUUGCUCUUAAAUAAUAAAAAAUAACUUAGUUUUCUGUCCUUUUGACAUCAGUGAUGUGACGAGUUUUGCCUCUAAUUUGUUUGAAUUUUCAACAAAACAUUCUGUUUUUCUUUGAUAUCUGUACUUGCUAAUACAUUAAUGUAGUAGGAAGUGUGUUCACAAAUGUGACAUAGCCUUUACAAGAAACAUUCUUUCAAUUGUAUCAACGAAGAAUACAAUUUAAAUUGAUUUCUGAAUUUCCAGAACAACCCAAAUCCUAUAAUCGUAAAUUAAAAGAUAUUCUAUUAAAAAUUUGAAGCAAAAGCAAAAUAAGAAUUGUUGGGUAGCUUAUUUCUUAAAAUUUUUGCAAUGUUUAGAUUGUGAUACAAUAAUUCUUUCUUCAUAGUGACUUAUGUUUCUUUAAGUAAUUAUAUUUAUUCCCAAUUGAUUUUUUGUUAGCAACGAUUUAAUUUUAUUGAAAUAAAGUAUGUGUAUUAUUCUUCAUUGAAAUUGUCUCUGAUCUUUCUAGUCAUAAUCAUUUAUAAUGUGACACAUUUUUUGUACUUUUCUCAACUAAGUAAAAUACUGUUCAGAAGGGAGAGGGGAAUGUUUCACACCAUGAAUAUGCUAACAUCAGAAGCUGACAAUCAUAUGAAGUGGCACGUUUUUUUCUCUAAAUCAUAAUUGGAGGCAAAUAAUUGCAAGAAUUAUUUUAUUGUUUGUUACAACACAACAUGCAAUUGAAAGCUAAAAUCUAACCCGCUUGAUGUAUUACAAUAUUGUAAUUACAGGAUCAUUUACAUAGGAAGGGAGGUAUCAUUCCACUCCUUUUAUUUCCAAAGCUAAAAUUGUCAUAUUCUUGGCGAAAAAAGUAGUUAAGAAAAAAGGUAUCUUGUGACCAUCUUCAUUUUACUGCAUAUUAUCUCUCCUGAUUUGAAAAUUCAGUAAGAAUUAAUCAUUAUUUAUGUUUUGUUGAGAAAAUUAUCAGAGUUAUUCUGGUUUUUCACGCAUUAUGUGCUACUCAAAGAUACGUAAAAUAAAUCUGAAAUGUCACUCCAUAGAUUGUCUUUUAUACUGAUUGCUGUUUUUGUAAAAAUUACAUUGUCAAUUUUUUGUCCCAGGAACAGAAUGCAACCAAGGGCUUUUAAACUGUAAGGAUUACUUAUAAAAGGCAAUUUUUUUGUCUUGUUAUUAAUUUAUUCAAUCUUACUGUACAGAUGUUUUGAAAUUUUAUGAAGUAACUACAACUUUUUUUAAAGUACAUGAUUACGGAGAAGCUCAGGCUCAUAAGCCAGGUUGCAUUAAAAUAUUUUGUAUGUUAGAAUAGGAACAAUAACUGUUGGUUACACAUACCAUAAAUAUAAACAACUGCUUAUUGUAUUUUAUAUUCGUUGAAAUGUUUGACAAAAUAAAAGUCAUAACACACUUGUAUUCCAUUUUCCCAUUGAAAUACUACCUUUCAAGAUUCUUGUUUCCUAUACUGGUCUAGAAUUAUUUUACGAUCCUCUGGAGCUGGCAUAUAGGGAUAAAUACCUUUUGCACGCCUCUCUGCACGAACUCUAGUCCAAAAGUCCUUACAGGCUUGAUAAUUAGCAAAUGCUAAGGAGCAUUUGUCUUUAUCAAACCCAUUUUCAUGCAAACACUUGUAGGACAAAUCUUGUUCCUUUUCACACGGGUUAUCAAAUGGAGCAACUCUACUUCGGGAUAAAUGGUUUUGUUUAGCGUGUCGCGAAGUGCUAUCCUGUUGAGCCAUUUUAAUGUAGCCUAUUCUUGGGACUCCUACGAUAUAGUGAGCAAAACUGAUUAAUUUUUCGACACCGACAUCAAUAACUGAUAAAAGCUUUUCAAACUUAUGUGCAGCUUGCGUUAGGCUCGUGAAGUAGUACACAUAAUUAAACACUCCACAACCGCAUGUAUGCAGAGGUAAACGUAUACUGAUUGAUACUCAAUUUAGCAGACAAGGCAUACCUCAAGAAUAUUGAAAGGGGAUUGAGAAGCUUAAUAAAAUUUCAUUGACAUUUCCAUGUCUAUUUUAAUCAGCAAUUGUUUUUUUGUUGCCUACUCUCUCCGUUUACCACUUCAAUUUCAGCUUCCAAAAGUUCAUAUGGAACAUUUUAUUAAAUUUAGGUAAGCGCAGUCUCCAAACAAGUAGAAAUCAAAAUUAUCCAAUGCUAUCCAGAUGCAAUCCGCGGGAGCACGAGCACUGGGGACCUAAGCUGAGUAUUGUUGGAAUGACCAAAGAGUAUAUCGG